This is a messenger RNA of Octodon degus (degu), 2849 nucleotides long. RefSeq names its product chloride channel CLIC like 1 (gene Clcc1). The coding region runs from base 821 to 2401 and encodes 526 amino acids. NCBI's taxonomy places the organism in Eukaryota, Metazoa, Chordata, Mammalia, Rodentia, Octodontidae. The transcript is spliced from 11 exons. Gene Ontology annotation, molecular function: chloride channel activity. Gene Ontology annotation, cellular component: membrane; endoplasmic reticulum. The record is from RefSeq and is a predicted model, not a curated record.
GUUCGGGGACUCGGGGAGGCCGCGGGCGUUCCCGGGCGGGCCCCGGGCCUGGAGCAACUUCGGCUCCGUCUGAGCGGGCGUCGCCAUUCCUUGGUCUCGGUUAUCUUCGGGAACUCCGGGCGUAAUAUGAGCAAAACAGCCAGCGGACUAGCCCGUAUUUAAUUUUAGUUUACAUUUGAAAACUCCAGGCCUCAUUUGAAUGUAAAAUGUUAAGAAAUGCCUGUGUGUUUAUGAUGGGGGUGAACCUCAGGCGGGGGGGGGAGGCGGUUCUCGCGUCCCAGGACUGUGACAAGUGUGGUUCCCGCCGUGGCUUCGUCAUCUAGGAACUUGCUGGAAAUGCACAUUGUUAAGUUUGAGAGCCGCGGCUCCAGGAAGCUGCACACGGGGCCGAGCUACUUGCAACUCGGUGACUUUCCUGCCGCAGGAGACUAACACGGACGGUUCAAGUUUCCGCCUUCCCCGAUGCACGUGCAGUUUCGUUAAAGGGAAAGACUUUCCCCUAGCGGCUGGCGACCCCGCGACCUUUCUGACAGGCAGCCUUCUGUCUCGAGGCUCCCCUUGCAGCCCACUCUUCGGAUCCUGAAGCUCCCUGCCCACUAAGACACCCUCGUCCCAGAGAAACGCUUCGGCGCAUUCCCCCGGCCUCAGGCGUCCAUGGCCUUGGCCAGGUUGUUUUGCUCAUUUAUCGCAUGAGCAGCAACUUCCAAGAGUUUUUGUGAGGAUAAAUAAAUCAGUGUAUCGACGAAGUAUUAGCUCCGAUCACGGUGUAUAUUAGGAUUUUGGUGGUGUUAGUACCAAAGCUUGAUCAGCCUUUUACAGGAUGCGGGGUUCCCUGCUCCUUUGCGAGUGUCUGCUGCUGGUAGCGGGCUAUGCUCAUGAUGAGGACUGGAUCGACCCCACGGACAUGCUCAACUACGACGCAGCCUCUGGAACCAUGAGGAGGUCGCAGGUGAAAUAUGGUAUAUCAGAGAAAAAAGAUGACAGCGCUGGCUUGUCAUAUGCUGAUGAAGUGUCGGAAUGUUACAGCAGACUUGAUUCUUUAACUCAGAAGAUUGAUGAGUGUGAAAAGAAAAAGAAGGAAGACUAUGAAAGUCCAAGUAAUCCUGUUUUUAGGAGAUACCUAAAUAAGAUUCUCAUUGAAGCUGGAAAGCUUGGACUUCCUGAUGAAAACAAAGGAGAUAUGCAUUACGAUGCCGAGAUUAUCCUUACAAGACAAACUUUACUGGAAAUACAGAGGUUCCUUGCUGGAGAAGACUGGAAGCCAGGAGCCCUGGACGAUGCCCUCAGUGAGAUUUUAAUUAACUUUAAAUUUCAUGACUUGGAAACAUGGAAGUGGCGAUUUGAAGAUUCCUUUGGUGUCGAUGCGCACAGUGUACUGAUGGUGCUCCUGUGUCUGCUCUGCCUGGUGAUGUUGGUGGCCACGGAGCUGUGGACGCGUGUGCGUUGGUACAUCCAGCUGCGACGAGUUUUUGUCAUCAGUUUUCUCUUCAGCUUGGGAUGGAAUUGGAUAUAUUUAUAUAAGCUGGCCUUCGCACAGCAUCAGGCGGAGAUUGCCAAGAUGGAGCCUGCCGGCAACGUGUGUGCGGAGAAGAUGGAUUGGACUGGCAGUCUCUUGGAAUGGCUCAGAAGUUCAUGGACCUACAAGGAUGACCCAUGCCAAAAGUACUAUGAGCUCUUAUUAGUCAACCCUAUUUGGUUGAUUCCGCCCACUAAGGCACUGGCAGUUACAUUCACCAACUUUGUAACGGAGCCGUUAAAGCACGUUGGAAAAGGGACUGGUGAAUUCAUUAAGGCGCUCAUGAAGGAGAUCCCGGUGCUGCUUCAGAUUCCGGUGCUGGUGAUCCUGGCCCUGGCUGUCCUGAGUUUCUGUUACGGUGCUGGAAAAUCAGUCAGUGUGAUGAGACAUAUAGGGGGUCCUGAGAGGGGACCCCCGCAGGCCCUGGAGCCGGGUGAGCGGACGUGGCCCAAGGCACUCGGUGACUGUGGCGGAGCAGGGGAUGCAGGCUUCUGUUACAGGGGCCAUCGUGGCUCCAUAGAGCAAGGCCCUGGUGACAACAUGCGUGAGUGUAGAAGAGAUGAUGUGAGGGAGAAAGACCCUGCCUGCAGAUUUCCUAGCAGCCAUAGGAGCUCCGAGGUGCUCCGGGCGUGUGACUUACCAGACACAGAGGCACAAGAGCACCCCAAGGUGGCACCCAGUCGUAGAUCGCCUGUUCCGGAUACAAAGCCCGGGGACACUGGUGGGGUCGCAGGCGAAAGCGUGCAGCCUUCCAAGCCAGCCCCUGUCGCAGUGGUCUCGGGAGCCCCUGCAAGGCCCCCCGGCGUGGAAGAGGCCCCGCUGAAGAGCGAAGCUGAUGGCGGCCCAGCAUGUGGAAGGGAUCCGGUCAGCAGCCCGUGCGGCUAGGGCGAUGCCAGGGCCGCAGCUCGUGAAGUAUAUUCUCAGUGACUGUUCGCUCUUCCCCACCUACAUUCUGGUGUUUGCGACAAAGGUGCCAGUUUACUGACAAUCAGAAUUAAUGAACACAUGUAUGUAUGUACAUAUGUACGUAUGUCCGUACAUAUGUACACAUGUAUGUAAGCUAUUUCAUCUUUUUAAGAUCUUAAAGUUUUGAAGUAUUAAUUUUGGAACAGGGUCUCAUGGAAUUUACUUUUUAAAACGAAUAUUCUGGCAAUACUCAUUAGAUAAUUAAGGUGAUUGACUUAGGGGACGCUGAAGAAGAACCUUCAUUUGCAGGCAGCCAGGUGUGUCCCUGGUCGAGUCCCGUGGCGCCCACUUUGGCCCCCAGGAUCGUCCUGGCCAGGGCGCCGGGUGCAGGCCGGACCCCGCAGUCUCCUUGGCUAGCCCGCACGGA